CCCAAAGUGGUGGCUGAACUCACAAGCUAGGUAGCCACACACUGCGGGAAUUGCUAAAACGACUGCGUUGCAUUCGAGCACCACCAACGUGGAAGACGAUGCAGUGGUACUUCGUUGCGGCGCUCCUUACCAUCCUCACCAGCUCCCAGGGGAUUUUGACAACCCUCUCUCAAACCAAUGGACGAUACAUGUAUGACUAUGCAACUAUUCCAUUUCUUGCUGAAGUUUUUAAGCUAGUGGUUUCUAGUGUACUUCUUUGGCGAGAAUGCCGGGUAUCGCCUUCUACAAGGAUGACAACGGAGUGGAAAAGCGUGCGCUUAUAUCCUAUUCCUUCGGUCAUAUAUCUAAUUCAUAACAAUGUUCAGUUUGCUACACUAACGUAUGUGGAUACAUCAACUUAUCAGAUAAUGGGUAAUCUGAAGAUUGUGACAACUGGGAUAUUGUUCAGGCUCUUUCUGAGGAGGAAGCUAUCUAAUCUACAAUGGAUGGCUAUUAUUCUAUUAGCUAUAGGAACAACCACAAGCCAGAUUAAAGGUUGUGGAGAAGCUUCAUGUGACUCUCUAUUCUCAGCACCAAUCCAGGGGUAUAUGCUAGGAAUCCUAUCUGCUUGUCUCUCAGCAUCGGCAGGCGUUUACACAGAAUUUCUGAUGAAGAAGGACAAUGAUAGCUUGUAUUGGCAGAAUGUACAAUUAUAUACGUUUGGUGCAAUUUUCAAUAUGGCACGGCUUGUUGUGGAUGAUUUCAGAGGGGGAUUUGAGAAUGGUCCUUGGUGGCACCGAAUUUUUAAUGGAUAUAGUAUUACAACUUGGAUGGUGGUAUUAAACCUUGGCUCCACAGGCUUGCUGGUUUCAUGGCUGAUGAAGUAUGCUGACAAUAUUGUGAAGGUGUAUUCCACAUCCAUGGCCAUGCUGCUUACCAUGGUUUUAUCUGUAUACCUAUUCAAUUUCAAGCCUACGCUGCAGCUUUUCUUGGGUAUUAUCAUCUGCAUGAUGUCUCUACACAUGUAUUUUGCCCCUCCAAACAUGCUAGUGGAUUUGCCAUCAACCACUAAAGCAGCUCCUGAGAGUCUAAAAGAAGUUUGUGUUGGACGAAGAACAGAUUCCUGAUGUUCCUCCCAAUCAAGGAAUCUAUUGCUUUUGUCAGGUGUCCAGUGAAAGUUGUUCCUAACUUUAUGAAAUGACGUAUCUGGAAUAUAAUGAACUGAGGAUAUACCACGCUGUCAACGGAGAAGCAUCUGGGUUUUUCAGGGCCAGCUACUGCUACUGUCGAAGAGAUUAAUUUCUCACUGACAUUCCAAAGUUGUGACAGAAUAGACUGGCAUAUUAUAUUGAUCUCAACCGUUCUUAGCUGUAUUUUUGUAAUCAUACAUUGUCAUUAAAGAAGAGCCACAAGAAAUAUGCUGGUAGAUUUUUCAUCUC
Messenger RNA from Juglans regia (Persian walnut), 1418 nucleotides. Its product is annotated as CMP-sialic acid transporter 1-like. Gene Ontology annotation, cellular component: Golgi membrane. Gene Ontology annotation, biological process: pyrimidine nucleotide-sugar transmembrane transport. The coding region runs from base 99 to 1106 and encodes 335 amino acids. Gene Ontology annotation, molecular function: pyrimidine nucleotide-sugar transmembrane transporter activity. The transcript has 8 exons. Lineage: Eukaryota; Viridiplantae; Streptophyta; Magnoliopsida; Fagales; Juglandaceae. The record is from RefSeq and is a predicted model, not a curated record.